GCGCUCUCAACGUUCAUUUGAACAUCCACGUUUAGUCAAGAUCUAAAGAUCAAAAACAGUCUUAUUGUCACUUGUCACCGGUGAAAUAUGGAAAGACGCUUCGAACUGAGAUUUUGGUGGCGCGAUCGUGCAAAUAGUCCAGAUCGUAAUUUAUCGCGUUUAUAAAGUGCAUCUUUUGUGGUGGAUCCUUAUAUUAGGCUUAUGCGAAUUAUCUUACGAGACUAUCUCGACGAUCAGCACCAAAAAUUUGGAGGACAAGGUCGACACAUUAAGUUCGAAAGCUCGUUCUUGCACGGUCGAUUUUACCGAGACCGAGUUAUCCGCACAGGCGAAAAAGGCUCGUUCGAAGAGUAGAAAACAUUCAACGAUGAAAACCGUUUGGGUAAUCGGUGGUCCCGGAUGCGGAAAGGGCACACAAUGCGACAAAAUGAUCGCGAAGUACGGACUUCUCCAUUUGAGCAGCGGUGAUCUUCUUCGUGAAGAAGUUUCCAGUGGUAGUUCACGCGGUGCCUCGCUCCAAGAACUCAUGUCGAAAGGCCUCUUCGUUCCAACUGACGUAGUUCUCGAACUCAUUAAAGAGAGGAUGACUGCAGCACGUGCUGCCGGCAGUGCAAAGGGUUUCCUCAUAGACGGUUAUCCACGUGAACUGGAUCAAGGUCUCCAGUUCGAGAAAGACGUGUGUCCGGUUGAUCUUGUGAUAUUUUUCGACGUCGCAAACGAGACUCUGAAGAAGAGGUUGCUUGGAAGAGCAGCAGUUUCACAGAGAGCCGAUGACAACGAGGAAACAAUAAAGAAAAGGAUCGAGAUUUUCAAUGUGAAAAAUGGUGAAAUCGUUGAGCACUACAAAGACAAAGUUGUUAAGAUCAACGCCGAAGGCUCGGUCGACGAUAUAUUCGCCGAAGUCAGCAAAGCACUGGAUCCUCUAAUGGCCUCGUAGAUUCGAAAAAAAUCAUAGUCCCCUGUACAUUAUGUAAUUGUUAUUCUCUGGCCUUGAGCAAACAUUCAAUGGACUCAACGAACCGCUGAUGUAAUAACGGAAUAAAAAAAAUUGCGACAAUUAUAACGUCCAGGUCGGACGCACGUAUCCGUUGAAACAUCAUGAAAAACUUCAUCGCGGAUACGAUUUGUUCUGUACAUAUAUAAAGAAGACACAUCGAGAAAGAUUCACAUGUUACAAAGUAUUUCGCACACACAACAAAUAAUUAUUCUUGUUCGACGAACAAUCUGUUAAAUAAAUGCUAUAUUUUUUUUUGCCAAAUA
This is a messenger RNA of Venturia canescens, 1260 nucleotides long. RefSeq names its product Adenylate kinase 1 (gene Ak1). Gene Ontology annotation, biological process: nucleobase-containing compound metabolic process. The record is from RefSeq and is a predicted model, not a curated record. Gene Ontology annotation, molecular function: AMP kinase activity; nucleoside diphosphate kinase activity; ATP binding. The coding region runs from base 368 to 937 and encodes 189 amino acids. The transcript is spliced from 6 exons. Gene Ontology annotation, cellular component: cytoplasm. Lineage: Eukaryota; Metazoa; Arthropoda; Insecta; Hymenoptera; Ichneumonidae.